This is a messenger RNA of Lytechinus pictus (painted urchin), 4289 nucleotides long. Its product is annotated as T-complex protein 11-like protein 1. Bases 161 to 1795 code for a protein of 544 amino acids. Gene Ontology annotation, biological process: signal transduction. The record is from RefSeq and is a predicted model, not a curated record. The transcript is spliced from 10 exons. NCBI's taxonomy places the organism in Eukaryota, Metazoa, Echinodermata, Echinoidea, Temnopleuroida, Toxopneustidae.
AAACAAAGGAACAACAGACAGGAAAGACGCAUUAACUGAACAUUUUCAAUCCCACUGAACUUAAGUAACUAAAUGCGGAAACGGUCUUAAUGGACAAAGAGCUACACCUUUCUUGAAAUAAAUCCACUUUCUUCAAAGUUUUAUAUUCAACGUCGAGGAGAUGCCACUGGACGACCAACCAAACAAUGGCACUGAACCUUCUGGUUCAGACCAGAGCCCAGACCCGACACAGGCCCAAGCGGAAGGAGGGUCUAAAGACGUCGAAAUUCAAGCCUCAGACUCAGAUCCUCUCGAAUCCUCUGGAGAAGGGGAGGUUCUUAGGAAGCGGCAACGGCAGCACUCGCCGGCUCCAGGAUCCGCUGCAGGAGGACUGCAUGGAGGCUUUGCUGGAAUUGAAGCCUCUCCUCAUAAGAACAAAACUUUUGAAGAGUUGAUCACAGCUGCUGGCCUCGUCUCCAACAUGGCCCUUGCCCAUGAAAUUGUAGUCGAUGGGAAUUUCAAGUUGUCACCUCGUGACAUGCCAGAAAACUCAAUUGAGAAGCAGGUACACAAGGUCGUUCACCAGGCAUUUUGGGAUAGCUUGGGCGCUCAGCUUUCCGACGAUCCACCAUCGUACACACAUGCCGUCACUCUUAUCGGGGAAAUCAAAACGAUUCUUCUAUCGUUGCUCCUACCUCACCACGACAAGCUGAAAGGUCACAUUCUUGAGGUCAUUGACCUCUCUCUCAUCCAGCAACAGGCGGACCACCAGGCCCUCGAUGUCAGCAGACUAACUGCCUUUGUUGUCCAAGUCAUGUCCAAGCUCUGUGCUCCAGUCAGGGAUGAGGAGAUUGCUAAAUUGGCAACCCUGACCGAACCAGUUGAAAUUUUCAGGGAGAUCUUCCGAGUCUUAGACCUGAUGAAGCUGGACAUGGCAAACUUCACCAUCCAGAGUCUGAGGCCACAUCUACAGCAGAAGUCUAUCGAGUACGAGAGGAACAAGUUCCAGGAAUUCCUCAAAACCCAGCAAGACGGCUUACAGUACACAAGAGAAUGGUUAGAACAAGCAAGAGAGAAUCUAGCCGAUAAGGUCAAGAAACAACAAGAGUUGCAGCAACAGCAAGCAUCUUCAUCAAGCGAAGGAGCCAGCAACAACGGGCCAACGCCAAGCCCUCUCAUCUCACCGGCCGCCAUCUUGAAUCACGCUUAUGUCGAUCUGUUGAACUCUGAUCCUCGGGAGGGCAUGACAUUUCCUGAGACCGUCUUGAUGGAUCAAGGAAGGUUCUAUGACCUUGGAUCACAGGUCAGGAAGAUCGUCCUGGUAGGCUCUGUCCUUCUGGUGACCUACACCAACACUGGGAACAUGUUAGCAGGUAUCCAGGGAUUCCCCAGUCAGCUCAAACACAAUCUCUUCAUCCUGCUAGAUGAAGUGAGUGAUUUCAGCGCUGUGAUCGACAACCUAGCGGAACAAGUAACCAAAGAAGUGAACGAGUGCUUGAAGACCCAUGGUUUCCCAGAGUUUGAUGCACUGAGGAUAGAGGCAUUUAAGAGCCAGAUCAGAUCCCUAGGUCUCAAAGACAAUCAUAUACACAGUAUUCUAGACUCAAGACUACGAGGAUUUCUGGUGACAGCCAUUGCGGCGCCCUCUAAGUUUGACCCUUCGGCAAACAUUCCGCCAGGCCUGACCACCAUGCAGAGCCAGGUCCUUGAAACAACCAAAGCCUUCGUCCGUCUGGUCGUCCACAACAGGUCAGUCUUCGGACCUUUCUACGCUGAAAUACUGUCUAAGAUGGUACAAUCUCAGGUCACCGAGUAAAUGGACACAAGGCACUUCUCGCAAUGUCAACAUGGAUAUGAAAUCUGCGGGGAGAACCUCUUGAAAGGACUUGUCAGACAUUUUAUCCGACAAGUCCCGUUUUAUCCGACAGUUACCAUAGUAAUAGUUCUUCUCAGCCAAUCAAAAUCAAGGAAAGUUGUCGAAUCUGACAUGUUGGACGAAACGUUUGUUGAAAUGCCACUCCAGUUCCCUGUGGUCCAAUGGCAUUUUUGGCUAAAUCUGCAUCUGCAAGGAUCCAGGAUGCAUUUGCUUGUUCUAUGGAAGCAGCAGCCAAUCAGCGUGCUCGUGUGUUGUCACAUGUCCGCGAUUGACAUGUUGGAAAAGAGAAGAUUGAAUGGAAGAAGAUAAUAACUUUAUUGUCCAGUGGUAACAAUGACCAAUAAAAAUCAAGGAUUCUGUGAGUGUUACCAUUGCAAGCUAGUUUCGAUGGUAUUUUUUCCAUAAUGCAAACUGCCAUGGCAGGAUCCAUGGAGCUAGGGAGCUGUGGGGGCUCCAGCACUUUUUCAGUAAACAUGUACAAAAACAUGGAAAUAACCAUGAAAAUGUGAUUUUAUGCAUAUUUAGCCCCCCCUCCCCCUUUUGAAAAUUGUUCCACAGCUCUUGUAUGAAGAACCCGACACAGGAGUAAACCAUCACAUUGGCAGGAUAUAUAUAUAUAUAUAUAUAUAAUGCGAAUAAGAGUGUUUGCAGUGCAUAGCUAUAGAGUGCUGGAACUUUAUGUGGUGCCCAAUAUAUUGCCAUUUUGAAUCAGGAAGUUGACAUCAGGGAAAAAGAUACAUUGGAGGCUUGGGUGAUUUUCCCCUUUAAUGCUCAAAAGAGCCCCGGAAAAUCCCCAUUUAGUGAACAAUCCCCCCCCCCCCCCCCCAGUUUACAUCUAAAAUGUUCUACCUUUUUGAGAUGAUAUUAUGUCAUUAUUAUCAUUAUUUUUUCAUUAAUUUUAAUUUUUAAUUAGGGAAUGUUAGAUUUUUUUAAAUUAAGAACUUUACAUGAAUAUUUUGUUUAUGUAAUCUCAAUACCUCUAGAAUGUUUAAUUGAGAGAUAUCAAUUUAUUAAGUUUUGCAUUGCAAAAUUGUUUUUAGGAAAUUUAUUUUAUAACAUGUAUUCUGAAAUGAUAAGUAAAUAAUAAUUUAUUGUGUAGAUAUGAAAAGAAAUCUAGCAUCAUAGAAGAGACUAGAAUAAUCGUCUUGGCUUGCCUAUUGGGGAUUUCAUCCAAAACUCUCAUGUUUAUUACCAAUUGUGAUAAACCUCAAUUUACAUAAUGAUACCGACAUCAUCGUUGCAGGUUUGAAAACCCAUAUUAUUGUGGGACUAUGGGAUGAGGUGUGUGAUUGAAUUUUUCAGACGUGUAUCAAUCAGAUAUGAUUAUUUACGUCUGGAACCGACCUUUGACGUCACCAUCCGAAAGACGCGACCGGGGCUCGAACCUCUGUAUCAAUUUGUAACUUCCCCACGUAGCUUGGAUUACAGGCGCACGCCACAACGCCCAGUUGUGGAGUGAAUAAUUCUUGUCCUUACAUUAGCAAAGUUACACAUUUCUUUCCUAGUUAACUUGCAAACGUGUUAUCUUUUUGGUAAAUUAUAUUGUUGCAAAAAUAUUUGUUUUCUUAGUGAUUAAGAAUUAAGAAUAAUGAUAUAAUGAUAAGUAUAAUAAAAAUUGAAAAUUAGUUUUUCAGAAAUCUGUUUGAUUCAUGCAAAUGGGUUUGGUGGGAUUUUUUUUAAUGAGUUUGAAAUGUUUAUAGCCAAAAUGUGUGUUUUAUUGCAAUCUAUCUUAAUUUGAUUUAUGCAAAUAGUUCAUCUAUGUUUUAUUGCUUAAUGUAAUUGCUGAUUACAGUGGUUGGUUUGUGUGUUGAAAUUGUUUUCACUUGAUUUUCUUACAGACCCUGUCACAUCUGUCCGUGCAAGCCUUGCGUGUGAGUUGUGGGGGAUUGCCUGCAACUCACCCGCAACAAAGUUUUGAGCAUGCUCAAAACUUUUCGCGUGCAAAUCGGGUGUGAGAUAGGUGCGAGAUAGGCUACUGUCAUUGUCUCCCACGAGGCUUGCAUGGAACGAUGUGACAGGGCCUUAAAUGAUUUUUUAAUUGGAUGAAACCUUCAUUUGAUUGUUUUGAAAAUAUGCUUUCUUUUAUAGUCUAUAAAUUUUGUCAUGCAAUAGGGUGUUAUGAUAAGUGUAGAUAUUGAUAAAUGCAAAAAAAUAUGUAUUUCAUAAUACUUUUUAUGAUGAACUAACUCAUUCGUGAAAAGAAAUUUUUAAUUGAAAUAUUUCUUUCAGAUGAUAUGUUUACCUUAACCUUCAUUUUGAAUUAGAGGCAUUGUUAUACGAUAUGUUACGUAUUUUAAAAUCAUAUUUUUCUAAAGGUUAUUGACUUCCAUGAAAUGACCUAAUUUUAUUAUCGAUGCACCACCAUUCAUCUACUGCCUAAUUUGCCUCAUUCUCCUUCUCAGGAUGUAAUUUAAUAAAAAUACAUUUCAACCCA